Messenger RNA from Seriola dumerili (greater amberjack), 1913 nucleotides. It is a transcript of the gene napsa, whose product is annotated as cathepsin D-like. Bases 137 to 1330 code for a protein of 397 amino acids. Gene Ontology annotation, biological process: proteolysis. Gene Ontology annotation, molecular function: aspartic-type endopeptidase activity. The transcript is spliced from 9 exons. Gene Ontology annotation, cellular component: lysosome. The record is from RefSeq and is a predicted model, not a curated record. Lineage: Eukaryota; Metazoa; Chordata; Actinopteri; Carangiformes; Carangidae.
UCGCUUUGCUCCCUGCGUCAGUUGAGACAGAGGUCUGCGUGUGAGCGCCCGUCCACAUCGGAAACAAAACAGAAGUGCUUGUAUUUACAUUUAUUUCUUUUAUUUCUUUUAUUUUUAUUUCUCCUUUCGGACAGACAUGACGCGGCUGAAGAUACUUCACAUCAUCGGGACGCUGCUGAUAACACAAAGCGUCGCCAUUAUCAGAGUUCCCCUUCAUAAAACCAGGAGCCUGCGUCGCCUGAUGAGCGACAGCGGGAUGUCGGUGGAGGAGCUCCGGGCUUUGGCGAAGAGCAGCGGGGCGCCGGACAGCUCCCCCUCCCCGACACUGCCGGUGGAGAGACUGACCAACUUCAUGGAUGCUCAGUACUACGGGGUGAUCAGCAUCGGCACCCCCCCUCAGGAGUUCACCGUGCUGUUUGACACCGGCUCCUCCAACCUGUGGGUCCCCUCCAUCCACUGCUCCUUCCUGGACCUGGCCUGCUGGAUUCAUCAUCGUUACAACUCCAAGAAGUCGAGCACGUACGUUCAGAACGGCACAGAGUUCUCCAUCCAGUACGGCAGAGGCAGCCUGUCCGGCUUCAUCAGCGGGGACACUGUCUCUAUCGCAGGUCUGUCUGUUCCUGGGCAACAGUUCGCGGAAGCGGUGAAGCAGCCCGGCAUCACAUUUGCUGUUGCGCGGUUCGACGGGGUCCUGGGCAUGGCCUACCCCUCCAUAUCAGUGGCUGGUGUCGUCCCGGUGUUUGACACAGCCAUGGCCGCCAAGCUGCUGCCCCAGAACGUCUUCUCCUUCUACAUAAGCAGAGACCAGGCGGCAGCAGUCGGAGGGGAGCUGACGCUGGGCGGGACCGACCCGCAGUACUACACCGGAGACCUGCACUAUGUUAAUGUCACACGCAAGGCCUACUGGCAGAUUGAGAUGAACGGAGUUGCAGUUGGCAACCAGCUGACUCUUUGCAAAGCCGGUUGCCAGGCUAUUGUUGACACGGGAACAUCCCUGAUUGUAGGUCCCCGAGAGGAGAUCAGAGCGCUGCAGAAAGCCAUCGGAGCUCUGCCCCUGCUGAUGGGAGAGUACUUCAUCGACUGUAAGAAGAUCCCCUCUCUCCCCGUCAUCUCCUUCAACAUCGGGGGGAAGAUGUUCAACCUGACCGGAGAGGAUUAUAUCUUAAAGGAGUCUCAGAUGGGCGUAUCCAUCUGCCUGUCGGGCUUCUUGGCCAUGGAUAUCCCGCCUCCCGCCGGGCCCCUGUGGAUCCUGGGAGAUGUUUUCAUCGGGAAGUACUACACUGUGUUUGACAGGAACGCUGAUCGCGUGGGGUUCGCCCCGGCCAAGUAGCGACAGAGCGCCGAUUGUGUGAAACAGGUUUCACUGCCUGUUUCUACCGGUGAUGUGACGUGACCUUAAAGAUCCCACAGUCACAAGGAUGUAAUGGUGGUUGUGUUUCACUGAGAGGCCGUGCUUCCACAUAACUCUUUCACAUCUGCUUUAGAACAAUGAGGUUGACACCAGAAAGUGGUUUCCAGUGAACAAGUAUGAAUCCUACAUUAAUAACCACGUGUUCUGCCGCCGAACAAAGGGACUUCAGUUCUUCACGUGUCUGUGAAGCUGCUUUUUGAUUUGAGCUUUAACCAGAUGUUUUGUAUUUGACAGGAUUCAAUCAGACCUAUGCAUUUUGAGGUUUGUGCUGUUUUAAGUUUUUGUAAUUUAGAAGUUCUACGGGAACAAACGCACCUCAAACAUUUAAAUGAUUUUGUUUUUUUUGUUUUUUUUCAUUUCUAGCAACUGCUCCAUGUUUCAAACUCUAAAACUAGAUUUAACAACAUUUCAGCUGGAGCUGCUUUUGUCUCAGGAUGUUUUGUUUUAACACGUCUAUGUGAAUUUUAUUACCAAAUCUCACUCAAUAAAACUUAACAAUGAC